Miniopterus natalensis is the source of this 3624-nucleotide messenger RNA. It is a transcript of the gene ANGPTL2, whose product is annotated as angiopoietin like 2. The record is from RefSeq and is a predicted model, not a curated record. NCBI's taxonomy places the organism in Eukaryota, Metazoa, Chordata, Mammalia, Chiroptera, Miniopteridae. Gene Ontology annotation, biological process: blood coagulation.
GGCUGAGGGGAGGCCCGGAGCCUUUCUGGGGCCUGGGGGAUCCUCUUGCAUUGGUGGGUGGAGAGAAGUGCCUGCAGCCAACCAGGGUCAGGCUGUGCUCACAGUUUCCUCCGGGCGGCAUGUAAAGGCUCCACAAAGGAGUUGGGAGUUCAAAUGAGGCUGCAGCAGACGGCCUGAGGACCGACCGGAGCCCUGAGCUGUGUCUCCUGAGUCUGGACCUGCGGAGCAUGGUCCUGAGGCAGCCGCGGCCCUGACCACAGGAGAAGGCAGGUUGUGAGCAGCCCGCAGGUCCCCUGGCCAGCCCCCGCCCCAGCCCGGCCGAGCUGUGAGACACAGGGCUGUGCAGGCGGAGCAGAGCCAGCAGAGGCCAGUGAGGCAGGGCUGCUUGGUGGCCCAGCCAGCCUGCGACUCAAGGACCCCUCCUGGAGGCCAUGGACAGGCUGCCUCUCUGACGCCAGGGGAAGCAUGUGAGGAGCUGCCCCAGAAGCCAAGCAGGAGGGAAGAGGUUUUCAUAGGCUCUGUUCGCAAAGAAAAACCACCAUUUUGCAAGGACCAUGAGGGCGCUGUGUGUGACGUGCUGGUGGCUGGGACUGCUGGCCGCCUCGGGAGCUGCCACCGGCCAGAAGGAUGGUUUGGAGGGCACCGAGGAGGGCUCACCGAGCGAGUUCAUUUACCUGAACAGGUACAAGCGGGCUGGUGAGUCCCCGGACAAGUGCACCUACACCUUCAUCGUGCCUCAGCAACGGGUCACAGGUGCCAUCUGUGUCAACUCCAAGGAGCCCGAGGUGCUCCUGGAGAACCGUGUGCACAAGCAGGAGCUGGAGCUGCUCAACAACGAGCUGCUCAAGCAGAAGCGGCAGAUUGAGACACUGCAGCAGCUGGUGGAGGUGGACGGUGGCAUCGUGAGCGAGGUGAAGCUGCUGCGCAAGGAGAGCCGCAACAUGAACUCGCGGGUCACGCAGCUCUACAUGCAGCUCCUACAUGAGAUCAUCCGCAAGCGGGACAACGCACUGGAGCUCUCCCAGCUGGAGAACCGGAUCCUUAACCAGACGGCCGACAUGCUGCAGCUGGCCAGCAAAUACAAGGACCUAGAGCACAAGUACCAGCACCUGGCCACGCUGGCCCACAACCAAUCGGAGAUAAUCGCACAGCUUGAGGAGCACUGCCAGCGGGUGCCCGCGGCCAGACCUAUGCCCCAGCCGCCCCCUGCCACUCCGCCCCAGAUCUACCAGCCGUCCCCCUACAACCGCAUCAUCAAUCAGUUCUCCACCAAUGAGAUCCAGAGUGAUCAGAACCUGAAGGUGCUGCCGCCCCCCCUGCCCACCAUGCCCACCCUCACCAACCUCCCAUCCUCCACAGACAAGCCAUCGGGCCCAUGGAGAGACUGCCUGCAGGCCCUGGAGGAUGGCCACGACACCAGCUCCAUCUACCUGGUGAAGCCGGAGAACACCAACCGUCUCAUGCAGGUGUGGUGUGACCAGCGGCACGACCCCGGGGGCUGGACCGUCAUCCAGAGGCGCCUGGACGGCUCUGUCAACUUCUUCAGGAACUGGGAGACGUACAAGCAAGGGUUUGGGAACAUUGAUGGCGAGUACUGGCUGGGCCUGGAGAACAUUUACUGGCUGACGAACCAAGGCAACUACAAACUGCUGGUGACCAUGGAGGACUGGUCUGGCCGCAAGGUCUUUGCAGAAUAUGCCAGCUUCCGCCUGGAACCUGAGAGCGAGUAUUACAAGCUGCGGCUGGGGCGCUACCAUGGCAACGCUGGAGACUCCUUCACCUGGCACAACGGCAAGCAGUUCACCACCCUGGACAGAGACCAUGAUGUCUACACAGGAAACUGCGCCCACUACCAGAAGGGAGGCUGGUGGUAUAACGCCUGCGCCCACUCCAACCUCAAUGGGGUCUGGUACCGUGGGGGCCAUUACCGAAGCCGCUACCAGGAUGGAGUCUACUGGGCUGAGUUCCGAGGAGGCUCCUACUCGCUCAAGAAAGUGGUGAUGAUGAUCCGGCCCAAUCCCAACACCUUCCACUAAGCCAGCUCCCCUCCUGACCUCUCGGGCCUUCGCCAGGAGCCUGCCCCCGCUCGCGGGCCCAGCACACAAAGCAACUCCUCCCCAGUUCACCUGGGCCAGGAGGACUGGAAUGCUGGAUUCCGUUUCCCCAAGUCACCGCGGCAGAUGAUGGAACUGACUAUACAGUAUUCUCUGUCCCUACCACUCUUCUUCACACCAGACAGCCCCUCGUGUUCCAGACAGGACGGGACUGCAGACCAGUCCUUCUUUAAAUAAAUUAAGUCCCUACAAUAAAAACACAGCUGCAAAAUACCUUCAUAAUAUAUGUGUAUGAGCUGACCUUGUACACUUAGGUGUAUGCCACACAUAUGCAUUUAGAUAUAUGGCACGUGCAAUAUAUCUAGAUACAUAUACAAGUUUGCCUUAUAUACCUUAAUACACAUAUAUUCAAUUCUCGCGUGUUGAAGCUCCUACCAACAGCAUGGCUCCUGGGAGGAAAGCAUUUCCUUAUGUGGUGUUACUUGAGUCUAAGAGCAGAUCACAGACUGCACAGCUGGUUCAGAGCUCAGUCCUGGCGUCUGUGUGCCUGAGUGCUUCCUGGAAUGUCGGCAACACUGCUCUCUCACACUGGGGUUUCCAACUGAAGAGCCCUUUUGGGCACCUAACCAAAUUUCAAAAUCCCCUCUAUCUCCAUUUCUAUACUCCACCCAUUCUCAGGACUUCCACCGUGCAUCCAUCCAUCCGUCCAUCGGCUUAAUCAUUCAUUCAACGCCGUUCAGUGCAUGCCUUGUGUGUCACUCCUUGGCCACUCACUCUACUUCCAGGCACCUUUCUGCUCUCCUCUUCUCCAUGCCUACCUUCUCCUUGCCUUUUCUGUCGCACCGUCCUCUCUUUCUAGGCACGAUUCCUUUGCCUCUGAGUAGGAGACAUUCCAGGCUCCAGAUUUCUGGCCAGGAAAGGGAAGACCAGGCCCAAGGCUAAUAACCAGCCACAUAGAUAUUGUAUUCGCAGUUUUGUAUUUUCCAUUCACACUUUAGCCUACAUGUCAUUUUAAUCAUCAUAGGAAUAAUAACCUACCUUGCCCAGGAGAUAGACCAUUGAAGACAAGUCAUUAUCUGAUCAUUGGGAGAUCAGUGGUUACAGAACAAAGGUGCCAUGCUCUCAGGCCAACUAGAGUCCACAUCUCAUCCCCAAACUACACCUCCUCGGAGAAUGCAGGUGCCACGAAGAUGAGAACUGGCCACUUCUUGUGAGUUACUAACUAGGGCUGCCGGCCCUCUUGUUUAUUGCAUCACAGUGAGGUGGCCUUCCAAGUCCUCUUGGCUAUAAAGUGUAAGACUCAGUACUACCAGAACUAUUGCCAAACAGGGGGCAAGAGAUGAGUCAAGGUGAGACCCUCCCAGUGGGCAAGUGGGUCGGGGGGUGCGAGACAUUGGAAUAUUUGGUACUGUCCAUGUCUGGGUGUGUGCCUAUUACCUCAGCAUUCUCACAAAGUAUACCAUGUAGCAUGUUUUGUGUAUAUAAAAGGGAGGGUUUUUUAAUAUAUUCCCAGAUUAUCCUUGUAAUGGCACAAAUCUGCAAUAAAAGCCAUCAGUGCUAUUUGGAUGUA